AUGAACUUCACCAACGUCCACGAGGCCAUCUCGCACGCAGGCGACCUCCGCUUCGGCCAGACCACCCGCGAGACCACCAGCCGGGCGCUGACCCUCGACUUCUCCGAGUCCCCCGACGACGAGUCCGUCCCUGUCGACAACACCAUCACCGUCCUCCGCCAGCUCUACGCCCACGUCCUCCGCCACCCGGUCGACUUCCCCUCCGUCUCGCACACCUACUGGUACACCCCCGAGGAGGCCUCGUGCGUGCUGCUGCGCUUCCUCUGGGCCGACUUCUCGCGCACCGACGACAUUGCCGAGGCCGCCCACGCCCGGAUCAAGCAGGUCGUCGUCCAGCAGCUGCAGCCCGAGCAGCUCACCGUGGCGGGCCUGCUCGACACACCCCUGCUGCAGACCACCCUCUGGCGCCGGCCCGAGUUCGCCCUCUUCCACCGGACCUGCUUCUGCCGCAGCGGCGGCGACGGGCCCCGCAACGAGGGCGUCUGGCAGAUGAUCCCCUCGGACAGGAGCCCCCACGAGACCGUCUACUACGACGGCAGCGACGAGCUCGGGGCCGUGCUGAGCUGCCACUUCCAGCCCUUGAUGCAACCCCUCUGGGGCAUCCUGGUGCAGUACUUCUUCGGCCAGCCCGUGGCCAUCAGCGUGCGCUAUCACGUCACGCAGCCGCGCUCUUUCACCGAGCUGCAGGCGGUCGACUUUACGGGCAAGACGCUGGGCCCGCCGCAGGGGCCCGCGAUGCCGCCGCAGGUGUGGGUCAGGCAGUUCGACUACCGGCUCGUGGCGGUGGUCAGGUGCGGUGAUGGGGGAGAGGUGAAGGACUCGGUCAGGCUGUACUCGCUGGGAGGGGAGCCCGUGUGGAGGGACGCGGAGACGUGGUCGAUUGGGGACACCCCGGACGCGGACUAUCUCUUGUUCUACGCGGUGGCAUUGGAAGGUGUUGCCCAGGGCUAG
Messenger RNA from Microdochium trichocladiopsis, 951 nucleotides. RefSeq lists its product as uncharacterized. The record is from RefSeq and is a predicted model, not a curated record. Bases 1 to 951 code for a protein of 316 amino acids. NCBI's taxonomy places the organism in Eukaryota, Fungi, Ascomycota, Sordariomycetes, Xylariales, Microdochiaceae. The transcript has a single exon.